ACUGAGAAAAAUAAAAGAAAAACUUCAUCAUAAAAAGCAAAAAAAAGAGAAAUUAUUCCUAUUUUUAGUCACCCUUUGUUUCUCCCUCUUUUCAGAGUCUGAGAAGCUUUUGUUUCUCUCCCAACACAAUCACUUUUCACUCUUGAAUGCAUUAUUAUAACUCACGCUUUAAGUAAUGGAAACUCGCGUUUCAUCUCUUCGAUUUUUCAACUACCAUUGAUCCAUGCAAAUAACGAUUUUUCACCCUUACCUUCAACCUUCAAUCGCUUUCAAAAACUUCAUUUUCUCAACAUAAAUCUCAAAAGUGUGCAUUCAAUUUCGCCGUUUUCGCAAUGCAAACGUGAAACUCGAAGUUCGAGGUGGUGAAUUUCGAACCGGAAACGCGAAUUGCAGGGAAAUAAAAAAGUCACUAAUUCCUUUCUUUUUUUUUGGCGAUUCAGAAUUCGCCAACGAAAAUUCAGAGAUUAUUCUCGAAGAAAUGGUGUCAUCAGCUUCGCCAUGUUCUCUUACGAGAAGCUCGUUGGAAGAGAUGCUUGACUCGCUUCGCCGGAAGGACGAAGGUGAAGCGAAUAAGAAGGAUUCGCCACCGGCGUUGCCAUCCCGGCCGGCGUCAAAGGCUCGGCUCCCUCGGGCAAAGCGGUCGCUGCCAAAUAAUUUCAAGGUCGGCAGCGGCGGUGGUGUGGUGAAGAAUGGAUUUAAUGAUAAUGAAGAAAGUGUGGAAAGUAAGAGGAAGGAAACAUGUUUGGAAAAUAAGAUAAGAGAGAGUAGUUUUGGGAGGAAGAGGGUGAAGAAGGAUGUUGUCGAGUCACCUUACGUGGCACCAAUUUGUGAAUCAGGGAUCGUUUCAGAAUUGGAUGGUGAUACUAUUUCUUAUUUCAUCAAAAUGAAGCUUCAUAGAGGGCAAUGGGAGCUAGGGUCGAUAAGAUCAACUUCAGGAGAGGAAGCAUCUGUUUCACUCUCAAAUGGAAAUGUGCUGAAAGUGGCUAGAUCAGAGAUUCUACCAGCUAAUCCUGAUAUUUUAGAGGGUGCCGAUGACCUUAUUAAACUCGCUUAUUUGAAUGAGCCAUCGGUUCUUUACAAUCUUAGGUUUAGAUAUUCCCGGGAUAUGAUUUAUAGCAAAGCAGGGCCCAUUUUAAUUGCACUCAAUCCUUUCAAAGAUAUCCAGAUUAAUGGAAAUGAUUAUGUCUCCACUUAUAAUCAGCGAUUUGUUGAUAGCCCUAAUGUUUACGGCAUGAUAGAAGCUGCUUAUAACCAGAUGAUGGGAGAUGAAGUAAAUCAGUCCAUUAUUAUAAGUGGUGAGAGUGGAUCUGGGAAGACCGAGACAGCUAAAAUUGCUAUGCAGUAUUUAGCUGCUCUUGGUAAUGGCAGUUGCGGGAGAGCAAAUGAUGUUCUUCAGACAAAUUGUAUACUAGAAGCUUUUGGGAAUGCAAAAACAUCUGUGAAUGACAACUCUAGCAGAUUUGGAAAGUUUAUUGAAAUUCUUUUCAGUACCACGGGUAAAAUAUGCGGGGCUAAAAUUCAAACUUAUUUGUUGGAAAAGUCAAGGGUUGUUCAACUGACCAGUGGUGAGAGGUCGUAUCAUGUAUUUUAUCAACUUUGUGCUGGAUCUUCAUCUGGUCUUAAAGAGAGACUGAAUCUUAGAGCAGCCUGUGACUAUAAAUAUCUAAAUCAAAGUAACUGCAUGGCAAUUGGUGGUAUUGAUGAUGCCAAAAACUUUCAUCAGCUGAUGAAAGCAUUUAAUGCUGUUUGGAUUUGCAAAGAAGACCAAGAGCUGAUAUUUAAGAUGCUUGCUGCAAUACUAUGGCUGGGAAAUAUAUCAUUCGAAGUUACUGACAGUGAAAAUCACGUUGAGGUUGUGGGCGAUGAAGCCGUAACCAGUGCAGCGCUGCUGAUGGGUUGCAGUUCCCAGGAAUUAAUGACAGCUUUAUCCACCCAUAAAAUCCAAUCUGAUAAGGAUACUGUUGCCAAAAGUUUGACAUUAUUGCAGGCAAUUGAAGCAAGAGAUGCAAUUGCCAAAUUUAUUUAUUCAAGCUUGUUUGAAUGGCUUGUACAACAAAUUAACAAGUCACUUGAAGUGGGUGAAAAACAUACCCAGAAAUCCAUUUGUAUCCUUGAUAUUUAUGGGUUUCAGUCAUUUCAGAAGAACAAAUUUGAACAGUUUUGUAUAAAUUAUGCCAAUGAGAGGCUUCAACAACAUUUUAAUCGGCAUCUGUUUAAACUUGAGCAGGAGGACUGUGAAUCAGACGGCAUAGAUUGUACAGUAUUAGAUUUUGAAGACAAUCAAGAGUGCUUGGAUCUAUUUGAGAAGAAACCUCUUGGUCUACUCUCUUUGUUGGAUGAGGAAUCAAAUUUAGCUGAGGCUUCUGAUUUAACAUUUGCAAACAAACUUAGGAAUCACCUGAAUGCUAAUCAUUGCUUCAAAGGGGAAGGAGGAAGAGCUUUCAGUGUUCGUCACUAUAUGGGGGAGGUUUUGUAUGAUACAAAUGGCUUUCUACAAAAUAACAGAGAUACAUUGUCUUCUAAUUCCAUUCAACUCCUUUCAUCAUGUAAUUGUGAACUGCUGAAGUUGUUCUCUGAAGUGUUUAACCAAUCUGAGGAGCAUGCAAAUUCCACUUUCCAUGUUGGCGCACAAUACUUACAGAAGCGAGGCGUUGGGACAAAGUUUAAGGAUCAAUUGUUCAAGUUGAUGAAUCAGUUGGAGAGCACUACUCCUUACUUUAUUCACUGCAUAAAGCCAAAUACUAAGAAGCUUCCUGGAAUUUAUGACAACGAACUUGUCCUACAACAGCUCAGAUGCUGUGGAGUUCUAGAAGCUGUUAGAAUUUCAAGGGCUGGAUAUCCUACUCGAAUGAACCAUCAAGAGUUUUCCAGAAGGUACAAGUUUUUGCUUCUUGAAUCUGAUGUACCUCGGGAUCCGUUGAGCAUCUCUGUCGCAGUUUUGCAAAAAUUUAAUGUCCCUUCUGAAAUGUACCAAGUUGGCUACUCAAAAAUUUAUCUUCGAGCAGGGCAGAUUGAUGCAUUGGAGGAUAAGAGAAAACAGCUUUUGCAGGGAACAAUUAGGAUUCAAAAAUGCUUCCGUGGUCAUCAAGCCCGCAGUUUUUUCUGUGAACUUCAGAAUGGAGUUACAACAUUACAAUCAUUUAUUCGUGGAGAAAUUACAAGAAGGAAACAUGGUGAUUUGGAGAAGUCUUCUAUAACAAUUUAUUCUAAAAAACUUGAGGAGAUUCAUGCAAUCAUACUACUUCAAUCUGUAAUUCGUGGGUGGCUGGUUCGUAGGGAUUGUAGUCACAUCAAUAAAUUGAGGAAAUAUCAUGAAAAUGCAAAACCUAGACGAAAGUCUCGCGUUCAGAUGCCAGAGGUGAAGGAUUUGUCCAAAGAGAUGGUUCAGAACUUGCCUUCAGCUUUAGCAGAACUCCAAAAACGGGUUUACAAGGCUGAAGCAAUUGUGGAGCAAAAGGAAGAGGAAAAUACUGAAUUAUGGGAACAGCUAAAACAGUCUGAGAGAAAGAGGAUUGAAUAUGAGUUGAAGAUGAAGUCAAUGGAGGAGACAUGGCAAAAGCAGAUGGCAUCUUUGCAAAUGAGUCUUGUUGCUGCUAGAACGAGCCUUGCUUCAGAGAAUAGCACUGUUCAACCUGUAAGGCAUGAUGUUGUGUCGCCUCGCUACUAUGACUCUGAAGAUGCUUCUUCCAUGGGAUCUCGAACAACUAGUGGGAACACACCUAUGAUAAAGUUAUCUAGUAGUCUUUCUGUCUCUGAUGUAGGGAGGCAGGCUAAUGGUACUUUGACGACAGUCAGCAAUCUGAUGAAGGAAUUUGAGCAUCGAAGACAGACCUUCAAUGAUGAAGUUAAAGCUCUAAAUGAGAUUAAACCAGGGCAGUCUGCUGACACAAAUUCUGCUGAUGAACUUCGGAAACUUAAACAAAGAUUUGAGGGAUGGAAGAAACAAUACAAGGUUAGAUUGCGGGAGGCAAAAGCAAGGUUUUCCGAAACCGAAAAAAGUCGACGAACAUGGUGGGGGAAAUUUAGCUCGAGGGCAUAAAACCGUUCAAUCUUGAUACGGCCUCUUUGCUGAAGCACAUAAAUGUUGAAGACUCAGCAAAAAAAAUGGCAAAAUGAUUGUCGUCAUGAACUCUGUCAUUUUGAGGCGUUUCUUCCUUUGUAUCUCAGUAUGUUGCUUGAAUACUUAAAAGUGUUAUCAUUGUGCUACUUGGUGAAGGGAAAGAAAUUGUAUAUCUAGCAAUUUUGUCACAUAGUGUUAGUAUUAAAUGUUGUGCAUAAUUGUAAAUUUGUAGCAUAGUUGUAUCAUUGGUCUAAUCUACUUCUGUAUAUUCUUCUUUCCUUUCAAUUGUUUGAGAACCAGUUAUGCCUCAUGUAUAUUGUCGCUGAGCUCGAAGAUUUUAGAGUAAACUUUCACUUUAGUCGUUAUAUUUUCACUUGCUUA
Messenger RNA from Cicer arietinum (chickpea), 4441 nucleotides. The record is from RefSeq and is a predicted model, not a curated record. Lineage: Eukaryota; Viridiplantae; Streptophyta; Magnoliopsida; Fabales; Fabaceae.